AAAAAACUCAAUUCUAAAAGGCAGCGAUGAUGUUUUCUGCUCUCUAGAGGCAACUACUUUAAACUCUGAUUCUCACAUUACUUUCAUAUCAUAAAUAGCUUGCUUUAUUUUUCUGUUUUGGUAUUUCAGUUUUAGGCAUCGUGUAGAAUGGAAACUAUAGAGUUAGCUUUCUCUUCUGUGGACAGAUGUAAUCGUGCCAUCUACUAUAGUUUUUUUUUUUUUUUUUUUUUUGAGACAGGAGUCUUGCUCUAUCACCUAGGCUGGAAUAGUGGCAUGAUCUUGGCUCACUGCAACCCCCGCCUCCCAGGUUCAAGCAGUCCUCCUGCCUCAGCUUCCCAAAUAUCUGGGAUUACAGGCGUAUGCCACCACACCCAGCUAAUUUUUGUAUUUUUAGUAGAGAUGGCGUUUUGCCAUUGUUAGCCGGGCUGGUCUAAAACUCCUGGGCUUAGGUGAUGCACCCACCUUGGCCUCCCAAAGUGCUGGGAUUACAGGUGUGAGCCACUGCACCCGGCCUAUAGUUCUAAUAGUUAUUUUUCUGUUGUCAUGAUUCUAUUUAUCUAUUAUUUGAUUGAGUUCUAUUAUAGUUAAAAUUUAGGUUAGAUCUGUAUUUUGCCUUACGGCUAUUCACAACUAGGCCAUGUAGUUUAUUUACUAUUAUUACUUCCUGCAUUAUUAUUAUUUUUUUUUUUUGAGAUGAAGUCUCGCUCUGUUGCACCAUCUCGGCUCACUGCAACCUCCGCCUCCCAGGUUCAAGCAAUUCUGUCUCAGCCUCCCUAGUAGCUGAGACUUCAGGCACACACCGCCAAGCCCAGCUAAUUUUUUUUUGUAUUUUAGUGGAGACGGGGUUCACCGUGUUGCCUAGGCUGGUUGCGAACUCCUGAGCUCAGGCAGUCUGCCCACCUCGGCCUCCCAAAGUGCUGGGAUUAUUUAUAGGUGUGAGCCAUCGUGCCCGGCCUCCUGCAUAACUUUUUUAAUGGAGUUUUCCAUUUCUUUUUUGUACUUGUCACUGAUUUGUCCCCAUAUUCUCCUUCAUUUGUGCCAACUUCCUUUUAGUUUGUUCAGACACUUUGGGCAUCUUCUUAGAGAUAUCUUCAUGUUCCGUUAGGAUUGGAUUACUCUCAAGGUUUGCUGCAUACCUCUUGGGUUGAUGUAUCUUUUCAUUGUCUCAUUGUGUGUUAAUUUCCUGACUUCUUUCUUGAUUUGUCACCUUUAAGUGCUUUUCUGGAAAAAUGUGUGUGAGAGAUAAAUUUCUGGUUGUAUACUCCAUUGAUAGGUUGAUUGGGUACAGAAUUCUAGAUUGGGAAUGAUUUUUCCUUAGGACUAGGAAGGCAUUGACCUAUUGUUUUCUGUGUUCCAUAUGUUGAGAAAUGUAAUCCUAUUCCAGUUUUUCUUAAUGUAUCUGUUCCUUCUCACCUUCAACCCAGACCUCUUAGGAUCUUUUCUAUAUAAUGUUUUGAAAUUUUCCCAAUGUUGUGUCUUGAGUGAGUCACCUAUUGUGCUGCGCAGUUUGGAAUUUUAUGUAUGGAAAGUUCCUCAGUUCUGGAAAAUAUUCUUGCAUUAUAUAUGCAAGAUAUUAAGAGGGGAAAGAGGAUGGAAAUCCCAACCCUCUUUUUUUUCUGAAAAAUCGUUAUUUGGAUGGUGGACUUCCUGAAUUUAUCUCCUAAUGGUCUUAUAUUUACUCUUCUAUUUUGUAUUUUCUUCCUUCUCUGAGAUGCUCUCAACUUUAUUUUCUAAUCUAUUUAAAAUAGCUUCUUUUCUUCUAUAUUUUUAAUGUCCAGAGGGGUUGGGGUUUUUUGUUGCUGACUAUUCCUUUAUUUUGAUGUCUUUCAUAUUAAAGACUUUCUCAAAUUCUUGGUGGUCUGCUCGUCUUUAAGAGUGGGACCCUAGGCUUGGUACAGUGGCUCAUACCUAUAAUCCCUGCACUUUGGGAGGCGGAGGCAGGCAGAUCAUUGAGGCCAGGAGUUCAAGACCAGCCUGGCCAACAUGGCAAAACCCUGUCUCUACUAAAAAUAGAAAAAUUAGCUGAGUAUGAUGGUACACACCUGUAAUCCCAGCUACUGGGGAGGCUGACGCAUAAGAAUCACCUGAACCCAAGAGGCGGAGGUUGCAGUGAGCAGAGAUCAUGCCACUGCACUCCAACCUGGGUGACAGCAAGACUGUCUCAAAAAGAAAAAAAACGUGGGACCCUAAAAAACUAAUUGAAAGGUCUGUUUGUAGGGGAUGAAUGGGGAUUAAUAAUAUGUGUUUCAAUCUGUGAUCUGGCUGGGCUGUUAUAUUGGGAAAUCCAUGAUACUGAUAUUUUUAGAUUUUUUUUCUUUUACAUAGGUAAGAUUCCCUUGAGAAGGCUUGUAUAUUCUCUUACUCAAGGAUGUAAGCCAGGCAAUCAACUAACUGUAGAGGAGGGAAAGAAGUUUUACAGGCUCAACUUUCAGUGCAUAAAACUUAAUCUCUCCAUUUUCAGUAAGGUGCCCCAGCUUUUAAUUGUGCCUUAUUGAUCUCCAGUUCAUAUACUAUGCAUUUAUCCUCUUAUAUCUUGUACCAGCUUUGCGGAGGGACAGUUCCUUGGUUACAUAGAAAGGAAAAGGAUACAGGGAUCUAUUUGCUUUUUAUGCAGUCUUUAAAUCUAUCCAUUUUAGCCCCAUUCUUACCUCCACCUUCAGUUACCUGGUGUCACCAGUUCAACUUGAGCUUUCUGAGAGUUCUGUGAUGUUAAUUCUGCUUUCUAUUGCUAGUUUUGGGAUUCAUCUUCAUUACCUCUCAUCUAAAGGCUACUUUCCAAAAUGUUGUGUCUGAUACUCUGUUCUCAUGGGUUCUUUUAAAUAUUGGUAUCCUUUACUAUUAAAAUAUUUUAGUAAGCUUUCAGAAGGGAAUAGAGGCUAUUUCCAUAUAUUCUCUCUUUAACUGGUAAUCUGCAAAUCUUUUUUUUUCAGGCUAAAAAGACUCCGUCAGACACAGGAAUUUUGCAGGUCUUCCUCUUUUCAUAUUCUUUGUUUUCAGCACACAGUGAGGAAACAAGAGAAAACGGGAUAAAUGUUUUUAAAACUUUCUUUUAUUAUUAUUGUUACACCAGGCCCUGUGGCUGACUUCUAAAAUCCCAGUGACUUGAGAUGCUGAGGUAGGAGGAUCACUUGAGCCCUGGAGUUGAAGACUGCAAUUGAGCUAAGACUGCCCAAUUGUACUCCAGCCUGGGUGACAGCAAUACACCAUUUCCAAAAACAACAAACUUUUAAAAAAUUAUAUGAAGCCUAAUCCUGUGAUGUCAUGAUUCAAAACUAUACACAUAAACAUUUUAAGAAUUUUUUCCUUGAUUUUUGUUCUUGACUUUGCUUCUUUAAAAGAAAUGUGUUUUGCUUUGUUUUUUUGUUUUGUUUUUGAGAUGGAGUCUUGCUCUGUCACCCAGGCUGGAGUGCAGUGGCUCCAUCUAGGCUCACUGCAACCUCCAUCUGCUUGGUAGCUGCGAUGACAGGCACCCGCCAUCAUGCCCAGCUAAUUUUUGUAUUUUUAGUAGAGACGGGGUUUCACCAUGUUGGCCAGGCUGGUCUUGAACUCCUGACCUCAGGUGAUCCACCCCCCCCCCCAGCCUCCUAAAGUGCUGGGAUUACAGGUAUGAGUCACCAUGCCUGGCCUUGAGUAACAUUUUAUACUUGAUUUACUUUGUUGCUAUUAUCAUAAUAGUUACGCUGAGUGCCUGUAUGCGGCCCAGUCUUAAGGACUUCAUACACACACACACACACACACACGUAUGUAUUUUUUUCCUAGAGAAUCAUGCUGUUGCCUAGGCUGGAGUGCAAUAGUACCAUCAUAGCUCACCAACGUCUAACUCCCAGACUGAAACUCCUCAGCCUCCCAAGAAGCUAGGGCUACAGGGACGCAUCACCAAGCCCAACUGAUUCCUAAAUUUUUUUUUUUUUUAGACCGAGUUUUGCUCUUGUUGCCCAGGCUGGGUGCACUGGCGCCAUCUUGGCUUAUCGCAACCUCCACCUCCCGGGUUCAAGCGAUUCUCCUGCCCCACCCUCCCGAGUAGCUGGAUUACAGGUGUGCACCAACACUCCCAGCUAGUUUUUUGUACUUUUAGUAGAGAUGAGGUUUCACUAUGUUGGCCAGGUUGGUCUUGAACUCCUGGCUUCAAGCCAUUCUCCUGCCUUGCCUUCCCAAAGUGCUGGAAUUACAGGCACGAGCCACUGCGCCCGGCUAGUACUGGAGAAUGUAUGGAGAUGAUCUUGCCUAUGCCUUGAGCUCCAGUUUAGUUUAUCGUCAGAGAAUACCUAUUUCAGUUUUUCCUAUUUGGUUCUCAAGUCUGUUUCCUCAGAAUUUACUUUUCUGUACGCCGCUUUUAAAUUUGCAUUGUAAAAUUUACUUUGGCUCUCCCCGCUUGUAAAAAUGAAAGUCUGUAGAAGAACUAAGCUAAGCAGAUGGUCUUCCUCCAAAAAGAUUGGGCUGAACUAAAGCACUGUUUUGGAGCCGGUUCACAGACAAAAAGCAAAAUUGGUUAUCCUGACUUUACCUCAAGUUCCAAAAUAAACUGCUUUCUUUCUCUGGGAAACUUCCCACGCCACACACACAAUGCGUGGCCAGUCAUUUCGAUGCCUCUCGCUCCCUACACGGAGUUCCUCUCAUUCUUCACAGCUCUCAGCAGCUGCUGCUAGUUUCUCGGCUCCAACACCACGGGUACCGCACGCUGAAGUUUACAAAACACUCUGCAGCACCCACUAACUGUGAUCUUCACAGUCCUGUCGCAGGCUGGUGGCCUCAAGCAGGUAGCGGUGCAGCCUUUCAGGUCCAGCGCGACCCGGAGCGAUGCCCGCAGCCCCGCCUGGAAGCGCAGCGCGGUCGGUCGCGCGCACCCUCGGCGUGGAGGCCUCGGCUCCGCCCGGCAGUGGACGAGCACGGCCUAGCCGAGCCGCACACACCGGAUGCCACUUCAUAUUUGGGCCCAGAGCUCAAUUCACGCCGACGCAGUCCGCCGUCCUUAAAUCUCUUCAGCCAGGAUCUCUCCCCGACUGCAAAGCAACCCUGGGCCGGAGCGGCAACCUCGCACCGUCAGUCUUUUGGAGCAGCCGAUCCUCCGAGGGGUGGGACACGGUAACGCGCGCUGUCCUGCUUUACGGCACGGGUGCGCGCGUUUGCGGCAGCAAGUUUUGGCGGGAAAAGCGCUGCAUUUGGAUUCCUGCAGUGGUGGGCAAAGGACAGCCCGGUGACGAAGGGCGGCCGGUAGGCCAAGGUGCUCCGUGGAGUCAUGGCAGUGCCCUUUGUGGAAGACUGGGACUUGGUGCAAACCCUGGGAGAAGGUGCCUAUGGAGAAGUUCAACUUGCUGUGAAUAGAAUAACUGAAGAAGCGGUCGCAGUGAAGAUUGUAGAUAUGAAGCGGGCCGUAGACUGUCCAGAAAAUAUUAAGAAAGAGAUCUGUAUCAAUAAAAUGCUAAAUCAUGAAAACGUUGUAAAAUUCUAUGGUCACAGGAGAGAAGGCAAUAUCCAGUAUUUAUUUCUGGAGUACUGUAGUGGAGGAGAGCUUUUUGACAGAAUAGAGCCGGAUAUAGGCAUGCCUGAACAAGAUGCUCAGAGGUUCUUCCAUCAACUCAUGGCAGGGGUGGUUUAUCUGCAUGGUAUUGGAAUAACUCACAGGGAUAUUAAACCAGAAAAUCUUCUAUUGGAUGAAAGGGAUAACCUCAAAAUCUCAGACUUUGGCUUGGCAACAGUGUUUCGGUAUAAUAAUCGUGAGCGUUUGUUGAACAAGAUGUGUGGUACUUUACCAUAUGUUGCUCCAGAACUUCUGAAGAAAAGAGAAUUUCAUGCAGAACCAGUUGAUGUUUGGUCCUGUGGAAUAGUACUUACUGCAAUGCUCGCUGGAGAAUUGCCAUGGGACCAACCCAGUGACAACUGUCAGGAAUAUUCUGACUGGAAAGAAAAAAAAACAUACCUCAACCCUUGGAAAAAACUUGAUUCUGCUCCUCUAGCUCUGCUGCAUAAAAUCCUAGUUGAGAAUCCAUCAGCAAGAAUUACCAUUCCAGACAUCAAAAAAGAUAGAUGGUAUAACAAACUCCUUAAGAAAGGGGCAAAAAGGCCCCGAGUCACUUCAGGUGGUAUGUCAGAGUCUCCCAGUGGCUUCUCUAAGCACAUUCAAUCCAAUUUGGACUUCUCUCCAGUAAACAGUGCUUCUUGUGAAGAAAAUGUGAAGUACUCUAGUUCUCAGCCAGAACCACGUACAGGUCAUUCCUUAUGGGAUACCAGUCCCUCAUACAUUGAUAAAUUGGUACAAGGGAUCAGCUUUUCCCAGCCCACAUGUCCUGAUCAUAUGCUUCUGAAUAGUCAGUUACUUGGCACCCCAGGAUCUUCACAGAACCCCUGGCAGCGGUUGGUCAAAAGAAUGACACGAUUCUUUACCAAAUUGGAUGCAGACAAAUCUUAUCAAAGCCUGAAAGAGACUUGUGAGAAGUUGGGCUAUCAGUGGAAGAAGAGUUGUAUGAAUCAGGUUACUAUAUCAACAACUGAUAGGAGAAACAAUAAACUCAUUUUCAAAGUGAAUUUGUUAGAAAUGGAUGAUAAGAUACUGGUUGACUUCCGGCUUUCUAAGGGUGAUGGAUUGGAAUUCAAGAGACACUUCCUGAAGAUUAAAGGGAAGCUGAUUGAUAUUGUGAGCAGCCAGAAGGUUUGGCUUCCUGCCACAUGAUCCGACAUUGGCUCUGGGGAAUCCUGGUGAAUAUAGUGCUGCUAUAUUGACAUUAUUCUUCCUAGAGAAGGUUAACCUAUUCUGCAAACUGCAAACAAUAGUUCCUGAAGUAUUCACUUCCCUCUUUAUCCAAACAUCUUCCAAUUCAUUUUGUUUAUUCUGCAUACAAAUAAUACCUAUAUCUUAAUUGUAAGGAAAACUUUGGGGAAAGGAUGAAUAGAAUUCAUUAGAUUAUUUCUUCAUGUGUAUUUACUAUCUGAAUUUGAAAUUCAUCUGGUGGAAACCAAGUUUCAGGGGACAUGAAUUUUCCAGCUUUUAUAUACACAUUUCCCAUUUUUAUCAAAACAUUUUGUUUAAUCCAAAAAGUACAUAUUUCUUCCAUGUUGACUUAAUUAUAAGAUGAACCAAUAAAGAUAUAAACCUUGUGA
Molecule: messenger RNA, 7095 nt
Organism: Callithrix jacchus (white-tufted-ear marmoset)
Lineage: Eukaryota; Metazoa; Chordata; Mammalia; Primates; Cebidae
Gene: CHEK1
Product: checkpoint kinase 1
Biological process (GO): protein phosphorylation; DNA damage checkpoint signaling
Cellular component (GO): cytoplasm
Molecular function (GO): ATP binding; protein serine/threonine kinase activity
Source: RefSeq, a predicted model, not a curated record